Messenger RNA from Cynara cardunculus var. scolymus (artichoke), 1238 nucleotides. Its product is annotated as serine/Arginine-related protein 53. The coding region runs from base 15 to 1079 and encodes 354 amino acids. The record is from RefSeq and is a predicted model, not a curated record. Gene Ontology annotation, biological process: alternative mRNA splicing, via spliceosome. The transcript is spliced from 6 exons. NCBI's taxonomy places the organism in Eukaryota, Viridiplantae, Streptophyta, Magnoliopsida, Asterales, Asteraceae. Gene Ontology annotation, cellular component: cytoplasm; nucleus.
AGCAAAUCAAAUCAAUGGAGGAAGAGAAAGCGGCAGCAUACUACGAGGAGCUCACUCGCAAAGGCAGUGGCGCCGCUAGAUUUAAACAAGGUCUUGGAUUUUCCACUUCUUCAUCCGCCGGCACCACCAAUAGCAACCAUAACGACGCCGUACCUGCCAGAGGCUCGGCUCUACCCUCUUCUUCUUCGUUCCUCAGCAGCUUCGUCAAAGCUUCGAGUCCUUCCAAGUCAUCCGACAUACAAAAGCAAGUUCAAAUCGAAUCUAUCCAAAACAAACUCAAGAAGAAACCUAAUUCUUCUUCUUCGUCUAGGGUUUCGGAUGAUCAUCAUUCUCGAGGUAGAGAAAGUGAUAAGCAUUCUUCGAGGCGUCGAAGGAGCAGAAGUAGAAGUAGAAGUAGAAGCAGAAAUGGUGAUGAGCGAUCGAGGAAUCGGCGUAGGCAUAGGUCGAAUAGUGGAGAUAGAGAUAGGUAUGAAGAUAGGGAUCGUUAUAGGGAUAGAGAGAGGGGAAGAAGGAGAAGGAGUAGGUCUAGGAGUAGAAGCGUGUCUCCCCGGCGUCGGAGAUCGGGAAAAAGCGUAAAUGAUGUCGAUGAUGAUCGGAAGGCUAGAAAGGAGAAAACUGGUAGAAUUGAUCAUGCAAAAUUGAUUGAAGGCUAUGACACAAUGUCACCAGCGGAAAGGGUCAAAGCAAAGAUGAAACUUCAGCUUUCUGCAACUGCCAAACUGGAUGAAGCAAAUGGCAUGGGGUCAGGAUGGGAAAGGUUUAAAUUUGACAAAGAUGCCCCACUUGAUGACGAGGAGAUUGAAGCUGCUGAAGAUGAUGGAGAUUUGGUUAAGCACAUCGGCCAAACUUUUCGCUUUUCUGCUGUCGAGGCAAGAAGGGAGGAGAAGAUUAAGGCUACCCACGAUGAGGCUAUUUUCGGAACUUCAUCACUUGCACCACCUGUUGAUACAGACAGUGAAGCAGAAGGAAACGAUCACGCAAGAGAAAGUCCCGAAACUGCCCCUGCUGCAAGUCUUAUAAGCGAUCAGGUUCGAACAUCGCAACAAGGCUCGUGGCGUGAUCGUGCUCGCCGAGCUUGAUUCAAGGAUGAAUCAAUUGGUUGUAUGCAAGUUUAAUCUAUCGUUUGUAGACCGUGUGUAAAAAAAGUAAUAGACGUUGUUCGAAGAUUCUUUUUUGUGGUUUUUCAUGUGAAAUUUGUGUGCAAAAUAACGAAAUUAUGGAACAAAAUAUUACUUGUG